AUGGCGCUGCCAAUGACGCAGCUGCUGAGGGCUGCGAAACUGCGCGCGGGCGGCCAGUUGACGCAGAUCGUGACGUGCAACCCCAAGAGCCUGGAGGACGCGCUGGUGAAGCAGUUCCAGCAGCUCGGCGAGGCGCUGGGCGUGACGGAGGUGGGGGAGGCCAUGGCCCAGCAACACUACAGCAGACUGCAGCAGUUGAAGGAGCAGGAUAGAGUAUUUGUAGAUAGUAAUGGUAGGAAAGCGAAGGUGUUGAUGGUGGAGUGGCUCGAGCCGCUGUUCCUCGGCACGGAAGGCUGGAUGCGGGAGAUCGUGGAGGCCACGUGGUGGAGGACCUGGAGGAUGGGGGAGAAGUGGACGUGGUGGUCGUGGCACUAUCCAGCCACGGGUUACUCCGUUAUGGCAGCGUACAUCUUGACGGAGCGGCAAGUUUGCUGUGGCAACGGGUGCCGCCACUGCCCCUACGGCCACGCGAACGUCAAGGACCCGUCUCGGCGCAAGAACGCCCUAGCUGGUAAUGUUUUCCUGCAGCCGCGUCGUCGCUCACGCGGUUUCGCGAAGGGAUCCCCGGGUGGCCAAAAGCUCUGGCCCGAAGGUGCUGACGCUGGCUCUGACGCGCAGAACGACCUUGUGGUCAUGUUUUGGAGUGGCGGGAAGGACUCAUUCUUGGCGCUGGGUGCCUUGUACGAGUCUUACGCUGUUGAACAGAAGCCUAUGCCUCGCGUUGUGCUGCUUACAACGAUCGACCCGAAGACAAACGUCGUCCCUAUCCAGGACAUCCCCUCUCAGACUAUUGCAGCUGAAGCCGAAGCUCUGGAACUUCCUUUGUGCCUAGUAGCUGUGGGACUGGGAGACGAGUACACGGCUGCACUGAGGAACGCACUCCGCGAUAUUCCGGAGCAAAUGAAGCGAACGAAGAAGUCCAGCAAGAGCCCCGAGCAGAACGGUACGACUCCGAGCGUUUCUGCCCUUGUAUUUGGCGACCUUCACCUGGACGAUAUCUCGAUCCAGCAGUGCACGCCUACAGUCAAGAAAACAGUACUUCAGUAU
Phytophthora sojae is the source of this 1047-nucleotide messenger RNA. RefSeq lists its product as hypothetical. NCBI's taxonomy places the organism in Eukaryota, Oomycota, Peronosporomycetes, Peronosporales, Peronosporaceae. The transcript has 2 exons. The annotation marks the transcript as partial. The record is from RefSeq and is a predicted model, not a curated record.